AUGUUCUGGUUCAAUACCAAACUCGGUGCCGCUUACUAUAACGUGGUCACGUCUGAAUUAUUCGUUUUGGAAGACACGAUGGACGACGCCGAGCAUUUCGACGUAGUGAAAGCUCUGUACAGACAAUGCGCACCGAGGCACGUGGUCGUGAACGCUGGUUCGUCCGCUGCAUUUUUGAAAGUCGUUAAGGAAAUUAUAAUAGCGGAAGAGUCGAAGUCGUUCGAUUCGCGGACAAGUGGAAUCACUUCAACGUUACACAUAACUGGUAAAAAGGAAUAUAGCUUCGAACGGUGCUCUCACAGGGUGAGGUGCCUUCGAGUAGAAUUCGAACCGAAGAAUGUGAGCAACGUUGAAAGGCUGACAUUCCUGAACACUAUAUUGGAUUUUAAAUGUUGCACGAUGAUGCACGCAUUGGGUGCGCUUCUUUUGUUCAUCGACAAGCAUUGGAACAAUAUCGCCUUGGAUCCAGCCGGGAAACCGUCCUUCCUGGCUUUAAAUUAUGUUUCUCUUAAGGAUUUAGUUAUGGUGGACGAAGAUAGUUAUAAAGCAUUGAACAUCGUCCAAGCUAGAGACCACCCAAGCUUAUUCAAAUUCGGUAAAACGAUCACGAGAACGCGAGGAGUCAGCCUGUAUUCAUUGUUCAAUCGUUACUGUCAAUCCAGACCGGGAAUGCAAUUUCUAUGGAAGACGUUGCAUCACCCAAUGCGAAAUCUUGCAGUACUUCAACAAAGAUUAAAAGUACUGGAUUUUUUCUUAAAUCUGGAUAAUCACAGUGUCGUCGAAAACCUGUCGGCCUAUCUGAGACACGUGUGUCGUUUAAACAAUGCGAUAUUCGCCUGUUGUUCCGGUCCUCAAGCGAAAGUAUCAAAUUGGAUUAAAUUAGAAAAGACCAUCUCGAACCUUAUUUGCAUCGCCGACAUAUGUGGGGACCACGCGGGAGAAAUAGAAUUGUUUAAACGCAUCGCCGAUACCUUGACGACUGAGAUCCAGCACAUCAAGUACUUCAUCGAGUACUUAGUAGAUUUUGCCGAGAGCAGGAAGGAGGGGAAUCUGGUAGUUAAAGAGAACGUCGAUGCCCAGCUCGACGAACUGAAUCACGUGCGACGCACAUUGCCCGACUUGUUAACGCGAAUGGGUGAGAAAGACAUGCGGGAGUAUCUUCCGCCUCUCGUCACCAAUUGCAGAAUGAUUUAUCUGCCGAACAUUGGCUACGUAUUGGCGAUAAACAAAUGGAACGUGACUCCGCCCGAAGACGCUACUUUUCCGAAUUUAGAAUUCAAGUUCACCAUCAGCAACGUGAACUACUAUAAAACUCCUACCACGAGAGAACUGGACGAGACCAUCGGCGAUAUUGUACUGAGAAUAGCAGUGCGUCGAAAUCAAAUCAUGAAGAAGUUGGUACAGUACAUAAAGAAGCAUACUGGAACGAUUUCGAGCAUGAUACAACUGUGCGCCGAGUUGGACACUUUGCUGGCGUUCUCGAAAGCAGCGCGUGAUUACAAUUACGUAAAACCGCGGCUGACGGAGGCGAAAAUCAUAGACGUGGUCGAGGGUCGUCACCCGUUGAUGGAAUGCGCGACCACUUUCGUGCCGAACGAUAUUCGCUCCGGAAAUGGGAAGAGUUUGAUCAAAGUUCUAACGGGGCCGAAUUCUUCUGGAAAGAGCGUUUACUUGAAACAGAUUGGGCUGACGGUCUUUAUGGCUCAUAUUGGCUCGUACAUACCCGCGAAGUCCGCGACGAUAGGAAUGGUGUCUCAUAUAUUGACUCAGAUGUCGAACACGGAAAGCAUCGCAUUGAACGCGAGCUCGUUCUUGCAAAAUCUUAGACAGAUCAAUGUGAUCCUACGCGCCUCUACGCCGAACUCGUUACUGAUUUCGGACGAGCUAGAUAGAGGAACAUCUGAAAGUAGUGGAGUGGCGUUGGUCGCAUCCGUGAUAGAUACUUUCGCCGAAAGAGGCGACGAUUGUCCUCACGCGUUCUUCGCAACACACGCCCAUGAAGUCAUUCGAGUACUUCCGCAAACACCUCUCAUCGAGAUUCAGACAUUCGAGUACACGAUCAGCGAUGACGAAUCCAUGGUUUUCUUCUACCGAUUAAUAAAUGGCAGCUCGAAUCACAGCUUCGCGCAUCACGUAGCGAACAUGGCAGGACUGGACCAGGACGUAAUUGAUCGAGCAUUGCAGGUAUACACGAGUGUCAGACAACAGAAGUUACCACCGCCUGUUGCCAAUCGGUUCGACAGGGUGAAACUUCUUCUUAAUGAACUCGAGAGGGACAGGCAGAUGGAUUUGAAGAAAUUGAAGAUGUUGGUUAAACAAGCUGUAUACCCAAAAUAGUUUUAAAAAAAGU
Messenger RNA from Ceratina calcarata, 2350 nucleotides. Its product is annotated as mutS protein homolog 5-like. Gene Ontology annotation, molecular function: ATP-dependent DNA damage sensor activity; mismatched DNA binding; ATP binding. Gene Ontology annotation, cellular component: nucleus. NCBI's taxonomy places the organism in Eukaryota, Metazoa, Arthropoda, Insecta, Hymenoptera, Apidae. Gene Ontology annotation, biological process: chiasma assembly; mismatch repair. The coding region runs from base 1 to 2337 and encodes 778 amino acids. The transcript has 11 exons. The record is from RefSeq and is a predicted model, not a curated record.